Leptinotarsa decemlineata (Colorado potato beetle) is the source of this 1629-nucleotide messenger RNA. RefSeq names its product TBC1 domain family member 19. Lineage: Eukaryota; Metazoa; Arthropoda; Insecta; Coleoptera; Chrysomelidae. The record is from RefSeq and is a predicted model, not a curated record.
CUUAUAUACAGCGUGUAAUGGAAGACGCAAAAGAAAAAAGUAUCCAUCACACAACUGUGAAAAUUUGCGAAGAUUUAAAAAAGUCCGUGUCCUACAUGAGUUUAUACGAGAAUGUUCAGAAAUUGGUAGUAACACCUAGUGUAAAACCAGAUGAUUUCAAAAUUUCCCUGCUCAAAGCGAUGCAAGAAAAUGGUCUGGAAUCUGAACUUAAAAACAGCAUCUACAGAUGGGUAAAAUCGAGAAAAAAGGAAGUCAGCCCUCACGAUCCGUUUUUCCGAAAGUGUCAAAUCCACUGGGACAAGCGAAUCCACAAAUCACUUAACUCUAUGUGCAGCGAGCUUGGCAUUCAUUUGGCGAAGCUGAGAACUACCAACGAAAAGGAAGAAAUCUCGAAUAAGUGGACGGAACUCAGUAAUUUCGAAGUCGAUAUCCAUAAGUAUAGGCCUGUAUAUGCGCCCAAGGAUUUUUUAGAGGUUCUGCUGAAUUUGAAAGGGCCUCUCAAAGACAAAAAUCAAGGGGACCAUUGGGAAUUUUCUCAAAUACCACUCAAAGUAAAGAAUUUAGCAGAAUUGAGAAGCUUCUAUCUAGAAGUAUCCAGAGGUGACCAAAUCCUUCGUGCAAACAACUCCUUCACAUCCACAAACUCAGCUGUCUAUGAGGCAGAAAGAAUAGCACUCGGUGAGAAAAUUUUGGCAAAAAACUAUGCUCCCUUGGCUCAGGAAUAUAUGAAAAAAGGAUGUCCGAGAUGUCUAAGGGCUAAAAUUUGGAGUUUGCUAUUGGGAUGCGAAAUUAGACAACAUGAAGUGAACCAUUUGGAAACACUCAAACAGCAUGUUCUCAAUUAUGAUUUGAUGAUUGAUAAACUUAUAAUCAAAGAUAUAAAUUUGACAGCUUCUAAUGACGACCAAUACUUUGUUUUCGAAGACGUCCUUCAUCAGGUAAUGCUGUGUUUUUCAAGAGACUCCGAAAUUUUGAAAAACCUUCCCAGCCAGCCCGCAUUCAUGCAAGUCGUCGUCAAGGGGAAACAGAACUCUUUCGAAAACACCGUAGUUUUCCCCCCAAGUGGAGUGAUCCCUUUCCACGGUUUCACCAUGUAUGCUGCCCCAUUCUGCUACUUGUACGAGAACCCCGUGGAACUCUACUUCGUCUUCAGGGCUUUUUACUUACGAUAUUGGCACCGGCUGCAUAGAGUUUGUGCGAAUUCACAAGGAGUCGUUUCGCUUUGCUUGCAAUUCGAGAAGCUUCUACAGUGUUACGAACCAGUUCUGUGGAACCAUUUCAAGAAGUAUAAGAUUCCUCCGCUGCGGGUGGUUAUAAAAUGGAUAAUGCGAGCUUUCAGCGGCCAUCUGCCUCCUGAGCAACUGCUGACACUGUGGGACUUGAUUCUGGCGUACGAUUCUCUGGAAAUCAUUCCCCUACUUGCCGUCGUCAUAGUGAUAUUCCGGAAAGACAACUUGAUGAAAGUUACCACUUUGCAGAACGUUGAAGCGGUUUUAGCUGACUUGUCCUCUAUUGCUGUCGUUCCCUUGUUGCAGAUGGCUCUGAUGAGAGAAUAGAAAUUAUCUUAUUCUAUCUGGAAUUGACAGAUCCUUUAAUGGAAUGAUUUGUGUGAUUAAAGGAUGAAACGAG